Molecule: messenger RNA, 5483 nt
Organism: Bacillus rossius redtenbacheri
Lineage: Eukaryota; Metazoa; Arthropoda; Insecta; Phasmatodea; Bacillidae
Product: cyclic AMP-dependent transcription factor ATF-7-like
Exons: 12
Coding region: 953-2791 (612 amino acids)
Biological process (GO): regulation of transcription by RNA polymerase II
Molecular function (GO): DNA-binding transcription factor activity, RNA polymerase II-specific; cAMP response element binding
Source: RefSeq, a predicted model, not a curated record
CCUUUAUACUGAUGGCAUGAUCCUGUAUGUUUGAUCCUCUGGUACAUUAUGCUUGCUGUUUUAAUUUAGUACGUCGAAAGAUCAUGGACAUAACAAAAAUAUAACUAUACAAUGUUACGAAGUAAAAAAUUUUUUUUUUUCAGAAUUUUAUUUGAGCUGAUAAUACGAUCAUAAUUCAUUGCUACAUCACAAUUUUUGUUGUAUCCAGGAUCUUUUGAUGCACUAAAUUAAUACAGCAAGCAUCAUGUACCACGGGAUCAAUGUAUUCAGGAUCAUGCCAUUGGGAUCAAGGGAUAGGUUUGGGUACGUAAUACAGAACUUUAACCGCAGUGGGGCUUUCACCCAGUGUCAAGGAGUCAUCCCCUUUAUUCUCCACAACUGUAGAAACUAUCACACCCAGUUUACCAUCCUACUUACACUUACUGAAAUUUCAACCUUCUGAAUUGAUCUUCCAUGCAAAUUCAUUUCAAAAGCCUCAGAAAUGCACAAAGCCUGCAUCCACCUGCUUUCCUUCAUAUUUUACUUUCACCAGACCCUCUACCUCCCAGACAUCCAUGUUCCACAGUGAAGUCUCCCUGCCUGCCAUAUCAUACCACCCCAAUCUGUCAGUUUCAACACAUAGAGCUAUGAGACUUUCCAUUACGUUACCCACGCUAGAUGUCAGGCUGACUAGUCUGUAGCUUGGAGGGUUUACCCUGUCCCCACUGCCUCCUUCCACAGCUUCGGUAAGUUCCCGUUCUCAAGUGACAUGGCAAACAGUGACCUCAAAUAUCUACAUACUUUCUUGCCCCUCAGCUCGAGGUAGCUGUUACCAUCCGGUCCGGCGGCCUUUCUCCCAUUCAGCCACUUACGCCCAUGUUUCAAGCCGUAGCCUCCUUUUAGCUGGACAUCUUUUACUCCAGACCAUGCGUUCCACCCGCAAAGACAAGACAGAACACACAAGAGUUGCAUCAUGGAAGAGCCAGAGAAGUCGCACUCAUGUGAUGCACCAGGUUGUAACAUGUUUGAGGACGGCGGCCACUUGGUAGUCCACAAGAAGAAGCACGAGAUGGCGCUGAACCUGGGCAACGGGCAGAACUACACGUUCGUCGCGGACCAGACGCCCACGCCGACGCGCUUCAUCCGGAACUGCGAGGAGCUGGGGCUGUUCCAGGACCUGCAGAACGAGAACCCCUUCGAGGAGACGUUCCGGAAGGCGGUGGAGAUGGGCAAGACGGGCUACGGAGCGCUGCACCAGGUGGAACACCUGCAUCUCGGGGCGGGGUCGGACGACACCUUGCACACUCCGCACGUCUUCCCCUACAUCUCGGAGGACGCUCCCGGCAGCACCUCGCCGGGCCGGUCCGUCAUCUCGUCCCUGCCGGCGGCCAAGCCCAGCACCAACCACGACGCGAGGGUGAUCGCGGUCGCCCUCAGGGACGGCGACGAGACGGCGAUGCCGGAGGUUUCGCCGCACGACGUCUCCAAGUCGGUGGUGCGCCAGGAGGCGGACACCUCCCAGAGGCGGAGGCAGUCCAGGUGCGUGGGCGACGGCGCGGUGAAGCAGGAGCCCGAGGGGGGAGCGGGCGGGGCACAGCUGCUGCUGCGCAUGCCGGACGGCAAGCUGGUGGCACUCUCGGGCGUGCAGACAGCUGGUGCCGGCGCCGGCGCCCACCAGACGGUGCUGACCUUCGCGCCCGCCCACUCGGCGCCGCCCCAGGCGCCGGCCGCGACCAACAGCGUUGACUCCUUGUUGGCUGAUGUCCCUGCGAAGAGCACAGCCGCGGAGGCCUGCAGCAGCUCUCGACCGUGUGUGUCGCUGGCCAAGCAGAAACUGAAGGAGGUGCUGACAGGCGUGUCCAAGAACCGUGCCAAGAACAACGGUGCUGCACACAAGCCUCUCCCUGCGAAAGUUAGCAUUCCGAGGAGACCGUCAUCGCACGACAUCCUGGCGAUCACCGACCUUCAGCCGUCUUCCACGUCGUCGGCGAGGGACGCCGAGGGGGCGAACCCCGAGGACGACGCGGCCGAGAGGAAGCGGAAGUUCCUGGAGAGGAACAGGGCGGCGGCGAUGCGGUGCCGGGAGAAGCGGCGCUCCUGGGUGCAGGCGCUGGAGCGGCGCUCGCGCGAGCUGGAGGCCACCAACCAGCAGCUGCAGUCGGAGGUGUCGGGGCUGCGGGCCGAGGUGGCUCAGCUCAAGACCCUGCUGCUGGCCCACAAGGACUGCCCCGUCACGCAGGCUCUCGCGCAAGGGGCCCAGGUGACCAUCGUGCCCUCGCAGCAACCGGCCGAGCAGGUGAUCAACGUGACGCUCCCGGUCGCGCAGGCGACGGGCCGGGUCAUCCUGGCAGACGCCGCGCCGCCCAGCAGGAUCGUGUCCCCUCGCCGGCGCGCAGCCCACCUCGCGCCGUCUCCUCGGCACCGCGCCGUGCCGGAGAAGCCGCCCGCGUCCGACGGCAUCCUCCUGCCGCCGGGCCACCAGAUCUUCUCCGUGGCGGGACUGCAGCCGGCGACGACCUACAUCCUCGCCGCGGCGCCGCCCCGCGCGGAGCCCCUGCAGGUCAUCAAGGUGAACCCCAACGGGGCGCUGGGGAACGCCAGUGCAGCCGCGGUGGACCCGAGCGCCUCUCUGGAGGGCACCGACGCCAUGCUCACGAAACCCAACCCCGCGCUGUUGACCGCCGGUGCCGCGCUGGAGACCCCGGGCGCCGCGCUGAUGGAUCACGUCAAUGUUCUCAAGAUGGAUGUGGACAGUGACAAUGAGGUGGAGGUGGUGGCGGAGAUCCCGACGGGCAUCAGGCCCAACAGUUGAUGCCACCACUACUUCUUCCUCUCCCCCGAGUCAGUGCAGUGACCGCUUGGCACUGUGUUUGCGUGGCACCAGAUGGCCGUGUGGCAGACACAGUGAUCCUGGGGCACCAGAUGGCCGAGUGACAGACACCGUGAUCCUGUGGCACCAGAUGGCCGUGUGGCAGACACUGAUCCUGUGGCACCAGAUGGCCAUGUGACACAGUGAUCCUGUAGCACCAAAUGGCCGAGUGACAGACACAGUGAUCCUGUGGCACCAGAUGGCCAUGUGGCAGACACAGUGAUCCUGUGGCACCAGAUGGCCGUGUGGCACAGUGAUCCUGUAGCACCAAAUGGCCGAGUGACAGACACAGUGAUCCUGUGGCACCAGAUGGCCGUGUGGCACUGUGAUCCUGUAGCACCAGAUGGCCGAGUGGCAGACACAGUGAUCCUGUGGCACCAGAUGGCCGUGUGGCAGACAGUGAUCCUGUGGCACCAGAUGGCCGUGUGGCAGACACAGUGAUCCUGUGGCACCAGAUGGCCGUGUGGCAGACAGUGAUCCUGUAGCACCAAAUGGCCGAGUGACAGACACAGUGAUCCUGUGUCACCAGAUGGCCGUGUGGCACAGUGAUCCUGUAGCACCAAAUGGCCGAGUGACAGACACAGUGAUCCUGUGGCACCAGAUGGCCGUGUGGCACAGUGAUCCUGUAGCACCAAAUGGCCGAGUGACAGACACAGUGAUCCUGUGGCACCAGAUGGCCGUGUGGCACUGUGAUCCUGUAGCACCAGAUGGCCGAGUGGCAGACACAGUGAUCCUGUGGCACCAGAUGGCCGUGUGGCAGACAGUGAUCCUGUGGCACCAGAUGGCCGUGUGGCAGACACAGUGAUCCUGUGGCACCAGAUGGCCGUGUGGCAGACAGUGAUCCUGUAGCACCAAAUGGCCGAGUGACAGACACAGUGAUCCUGUGUCACCAGAUGGCCGUGUGGCACAGUGAUCCUGUAGCACCAAAUGGCCGAGUGACAGACACAGUGAUCCUGUGGCACCAGAUGGCCAUGUGGCAGACACAGUGAUCCUGUGGCACCAGAUGGCCGUGUGGCACAGUGAUCCUGUAGCACCAAAUGGCCGAGUGACAGACACAGUGAUCCUGUGGCACCAGAUGGCCGUGUGGCACUGUGAUCCUGUAGCACCAGAUGGCCGAGUGGCAGACACAGUGAUCCUGUGGCACCAGAUGGCCGUGUGGCAGACACAGUGAUCCUGUGGCACCAGAUGGCCGUGUGGCAGACAGUGAUCCUGUGGCACCAGAUGGCCGUGUGGCAGACACAGUGAUCCUGUGGCACCAGAUGGCCGUGUGGCAGACAGUGAUCCUGUGGCACCAGAUGGCCGAGUGACAGACACAGUGAUCCUGUGUCACCAGAUGGCCGUGUGGCACAGUGAUCCUGUAGCACCAAAUGCCCGAGUGACAGACACAGUGAUCCUGUGGCACCAGAUGGCCGUGUGGCACUGUGAUCCUGUAGCACCAGAUGGCCGAGUGGCAGACACAGUGAUCCUGUGGCACCAGAUGGCCGUGUGGCAGACAGUGAUCCUGUAGCACCAAAUGGCCGAGUGACAGACACAGUGAUCUUGUGUCACCAGAUGGCUGUGUGGCACAGUGAUCCUGUAGCACCAAAUGGCCGAGUGACAGACACAGUGAUCCUGUGGCACCAAAUGGCCGUGUGGCAGACAGUGAUCCUGUGGCACCAGAUGGCCGUGUGGCAGACACAGUGAUCCUGUGGCACCAGAUGGCCGUGUGGCACAGUGAUCCUGUGGCAUCAGAUGGCCGUGUGGCACAGUGAUCCUGUGGCACCAGAUGGCCGUGUGGCACAGUGAUCCUGUGGCACCAGAUGGUCGUCAUGUGGGCUCCCAUGACAGGCAAGCUACAGUUCGGGUUGUAUCAUGGUGCUCCAGAGAAAAGUUCUCAGCAAUGCAUCUUAUGUGUGUUCAUGGAGAGUUACAAUAUAAUGGUGAAGCUAAAACUUGUGGGUCGUCUUUAAUAUUCGAUCUUGUGCAUAUACCACGUGACUAUUUGUGAGAUUAUUUUGUUUCACGUCAAAGUUCCUAUCUAAAAUGUUAUUUGUGAUUAAAUUUGCUGUGUGUGACAACAUUAUGUUGCCACCCAACAUGAAACCUAGUAUUCAGCUACCUCAAGGGAUGCAGAGACAUGACUUUCUGUGUAGUGUAAAGAUGAUAGUCUUGGGGUUAUGUGUAUUUUUUUUUAUCAUGCUAUGUUUUGAGUUGGAAAUUUUAGAGCCUGACCUUGAUAUAGAAUUAGAUGAAAUGAUGACAGUUCUAAUGAAUGAUAAUGUAAAACUUGCAUCUUAUGGUUGUAAAGAACUCCUUGUGUAAAAAGUCACUUAAGAAUGAUAAUAAGCUAACAACUUAUUGCCUUAAUCUGAAGGGCUUAACAAGAGGUUGCAAACUACCCUAAAUACGUCCAGUCAGUUUACCGAAAGGAAAAUACUAAAAAUAACUUCAUAAAAACUAUAACAAACAUUUUAGAGUAAUUAAGUUUUAAACUUGAAUCAAGUGACGCAACAUUCUCAAAAGCUUCUGGAAGUCGUGGCCUUCAGUUGGAGCAGCCAACCGGAAAAAUAAAGUGUAAAUAAACCAUCUAAAAAUAAAAAUUUGAACAUACAGCUAAAAACAACAGAGGGCAUUUGCAACCAAAUAAAUAAAUAAA